UCCAUGCUUUCCGGAAUCCUUGGGACGUCACAACUCUGACGUUGCCCUAUUGAAGUUGACAUGUAAAAUGGUUAGGUUAGGGUUACGGUUGUGGUAAGGUAAGGUUAGGGACGUCCCAAGGAUUCCAGAAAGAACUAACCCAAGUGAGAGGGCGGUAGUUGGGCGGAGCGUCGCAGUAACUACAAGCAGAACCAGACCAUUUGAAAGCACAGCGGAUAGAAAUUGUGAAAAUAGCAGGCUCGCUAUCUAGAAGAAGGUGCUGUCUUUCCAACCAUAUUUCGAAUAAACGAGGGAGCCAACAGACCUGGUGAUGAACGGUGACUCAGGUGCUGGGGUGGUGACUGCCCUCCCGCCCACCACCGCCCCCCACAAGGAGCGCUACUUUGACCGUGUGGAUGAAAGCAGCCUAGAGUACCAGCGUGAGAGAAACAUGGCUCCAGACCUCAGACAGGAUUUCAACAUGAUGGAGCAGAGGAAGAGGGUCUCCAUGAUCCUGCAGAGCCCGGCGUUUUGUGAUGAGCUGGAUACGAUGAUCCAUGACCAGCUGAAGAGGGGAAAGACCCCCACCAGCCUGUUGGCCCUGCAGCAGAUAGCUGAUUUCAUGACCACCAGUAUCCCCACCAUGUACCCUGCAGCGCCACAGGGAGGCAUGGCUGCACUCAACAUGAGUCUGGGUAUGGUAACUCCAGUGAAUGACCUGCGUGGAUCUGACUCUAUCUCCUAUGAGAAAGGAGAGAAACUGCUUCGUUGUAAGCUAGCUGCCUUCUACCGCCUGACAGACCUCUUUGGCUGGUCCCAGCUCAUCUACAACCACUUAACCGUCAGGGUGAAUUCAGAUCAGGAGAGGUUCAUUAUUGUCCCUUUUGGGCUUCUGUACAGUGAAGUCUCCGCCUCCAGUCUGGUGAAGAUUAAUAUGCAAGGGGAGAUUGUGGACCGGGGGAGCACCAAUCUAGGGGUCAACCAGGCUGGCUUCACUCUCCACUCAGCCAUCUAUGCAGCCCGGCCAGACGUUAAGUGCAUUGUGCACGUCCACACACCGGCAGGAGCUGCAGUGUCGGCCAUGAAGUGUGGCCUGUUACCCAUCUCUCCAGAGGCCCUGACCCUGGGGGAGGUGGCUUACCAUGACUAUCACGGCAUCAUCAUAGACAACGAGGAGAACGUCCUCAUACAGAAGAACCUGGGGCCAACCAGCAAGGUUCUGAUCCUGAGAAACCAUGGUUUGGUGUCUGUUGGGGAGACUGUGGAGGAAGCCUUCUACUAUAUCCACAACCUGGUCACUGCAUGUGAGAUCCAGGUGCGCACCCUAGCCAGUGCUGGAGGACCUGGUAACCUGGUGAUGCUGGACCCUGCUAAGUACAAAUCCCGGCCACGGUGCUCUGAGCAUGUCGAGGGCUCCACACACCCCAAGUGGCUGGUCGGGGAGCAGGAGUUUGAGGCUUACAUGAGGAUGCUGGAUAACCUGGGUUACAGGACAGGCUACCCCUACAGGUGCCCUGCCCUGCGAGACAAAGCUAAAAAGUUCAGUAGCGACAUAGAGAUCGCUCCCUCGGCCACGGGCUAUUCCUAUGCCGAGGACAGUGACUCGGGCGCUCGCUCCCCUCUCAAGCACAGCUUUCAGAGGCAGCAGCGUGACAAGACCCGCUGGCCCAACUCGGGCCGGCUGGAAGAGGCCUACGAGGAAGGGCCCGACGGUGGCAGCCCCAAGUUGAAGACUAAGGUGUGGACGAACAUUACACACGAUCACGUCAAACCCUUGCUGCAGUCUCUCUCGUCCGGUGUCUGCGUGCCAAGCUGUAUUACCAACUGCUUGUGGACAAAUGAGGAAGGAAUGCGACAGGCUGCAGUAGCCAAUCAGUUUGUCCCGCUCAACACAAACCCCAAGGAGGUGCUGGAGAUGAGGAACAAGAUCCGAGAGCAGAACCUUAAGGACAUCAAGACUGCAGGGCCUGAGUCCCAGGUGCUGUGUGCUGGAAGCAUGGUGGACCGCUCCUUUGUCCAGGACGCCCCUCUGUCUGACUGUACGGACACUAUUGCCAGCCUCGAUCUGUCAGAGGCCAAUAGUCCUGCUAAGUAUUUUAGAAAGGGAGAGCUGGUGACAGCGUCUAAGGCCAUCAUAGAGAAGGAGUACCAGCCCAGAGUCAUCAUCAACCAGAAAGGCCCCAACCCCUUCAACAAGCAGUUCGACCAGGAGCUGGAGGAAUACCGCAAGGAGGUGGAACUCAAACAGAAAGGACCCGAUGUACAGGGUGAAGGGUCCUCCACAGCCAGGACACAGCUCCCUUCACCUUGGCCUGGGGAGGGAGGCCUGUCCCCCUCUACCUCCCCACAGAAGCCUGCACUGAAGCCAAAGCCCCGCUGUGUCCCAGAGAAGGGACUGGAUGUUUCAGAGACCCCCUCCACGGCCACCCCUACCACCACCACCUCUUUCCCCAGCCGAGACACCCUGACAGAGUCGGGGGAUGGUCAGGAGAGCCCUGGGACGUCCACAGGGUCGGGGCCCAGGGCCUACGGGGGAGAUUCCCGCCCGGAGUCUCCUCACAAGGAUUUUCACUGUGCCGUGCUGAAGGCCCUCAGAACCACCAACACAGAACUGGCUGCCCUCACCCUCCUUGAGGCUCCAGAUGCGUUACCGGAGCCUGAGGAAGAGGUGAAGGGUCAGAGUCAGACCUGUACGCCCCCCAGCACCCCUGUCAGAGCAGAGGAAGAGCCCCAGCCGGAGCACACCUAUAAGUAUGAGAGUGACCAGGCUCCACUGAGACAGACCCUCCCUGACCUGACCCAAGACGACGAACCCUCCGCCACCCCAGCCCCCACCCUCCCCGCCAAAGACCCCACUCCUGUCCCUCCCGCCACCACUGAGGGAGAGGGGCCUGCUGACGCUUCCGCCGCCGGCAACCAAGACUGUGAACAGGACGGUGACGAAUAUCCCAGCAAAUCACCUUCCAAGAAGAAGAAGACGUUCCGCACUCCCUCCUUCCUCAAGAAAAACAAAAAGAAGAUGGAAGAAAAGGAACAAAAAGCAAAGGAACCCUAGAUGAGACCUCCGCCUGCACACCCCUCUCACGCUUUGUAACCCUUUGCUUCCCCUUGAGCAAGCCACAACCCACAUAAUUUGAUGUUGAUGCUUUUUAUAAUUUGUUUGUCUGGCAUUACAACUUUGUGGGCACCUCCUAGUGUGUGCUAAUUUUCUAUAAAAAAAAAGGGUCAAAAUCACUUGCAAAGUUUUAAUAAGUCGCUUUCAUUGGUGAAUGACUGUGCAUUAAGUCUGGUUCAGUGUGGCUUGUUACGCAUGCUGUCUAUUUAGGCCCACUACUUGGAGUGAGCAGUGCAUUUUUAUUUUCAAAUUAUUAUUAUUUUUAAUAGUUACUGAAACUCGAUUAACCACUACAAUGUUUUGGGAUUGUAUCAAAGUGCCCCCCCAAAAAAAAAAAAAAAAAAUGAAAAUAAGCUUUUACUCUGUCAUUUAACUGGUGGUAACCGAUUCAAAAUGUAUAACUACAAAUGAACUGCAUGGUGCUAAUUUCAGAUCUCUAACAUUAGCGUAAAAUCUGUUCACUCAAACAUGGGGUCCAAGUUAGGUUUCUCUUGGCCAAGAACUCAAAUCAUGUCAAGAAUAGCAUAACUCUUAAUCUGAAUUUGACAUUCUGUCACUCCCGUAUCUUUUCCAUCAACCAGGGUUUAGUGGCACCUGGUGAGAGGGAGGACUGCUGCUCCAAUCACAAAGACACAAAUAAACGGGACCUAAGAGGACAGAUACAGUACUAGACAGAGAAUACAAAUGUAUUUUAUAUAGUUAAUGAUAUAGCUAUAGUCAAUUUAUUUUGUUAUUUAAAAAAAAAUCUUAAUUUAGCCAUUUUCACUUGCUGUGAGAGCACUGUGAACUGAAGCACCACAGCCUGGACUGCUGUUUUAUAACCGUUGCUUUUAGAGGAAACCAGUAGGUCAGCCUGGAUCCAAACUGAAAGUCAAAAAGAACAAUUCAGCCUGGAUUCAGGCUACCGAUAAGUAUAUAGGGAAUGUUGGAAUACAGUUGUUUUGAAGCCACAUCGCACCAUUUUAACACUGCAUGCAUGAUCAGUGACCACACUGCAAUGGACUACUCUGUGAACCCCCUCUGAAAUGAAAUAACUGUCUCAAGAAAACAUCUCGCUUUUAAGUUGCAUUCAAGAUACUGGAGUUCAUGUAAUCUAUCUGUUGGUGUGAUCUUACAGCCUGGACCCAGAUCUAUUUGUGCUGUCACACCAAACAAUAGCAAUAGGAAUGGACGAAAUGACACAUCUGGGACAAGGCUAGCGAUCUUACACCUUGGCUUUUUUUUUUUUUUAAGUUGUCAGGCAGAGGGGCAUUGAUACCGGACCAAUGUCAUGAAUGAAUCCCACUUGCCUGUGAAGCUUGGUUUUAGACCACUAUCAAAACCUAGCCUGGUCCCAAUUCUGUUAGUGCUGUCUUUACCAAUGGCAUAAAGGACCAUAGGCGUUGGCAAGAUGGCACAAAUGGAUCUAUGACCAGGCUACUAUUAACCUGGUAUAUUACAUGAUUGAUGCAAGCUGAGGACAUUGGCCUGUUCCCUGAAGAACCGCAUGGCAUUAAACUAAGGCCUUGUAUUGUUUGUUGUCUCUACAUUAUGACUAACUCCCUUUUACUUAUUGUUAAUAACUCCCUUUUACUUAUUGUUAGUAUUAUUAGCACAAUAAUAGCAAAGUCCUUAGUCAUUUCUUCACUUUAAGUCACUUAGAAUUGUUUUAAACUUGCAGCUAAGCUGUUCCCCCAUUACACAAAUGUGUAAUUAUACCAUUUAUAGACUACCAUCUUUUGUACUGUACUGUUUAUUUUUGUUCAAUCAUUAAUAAAAAUCCUUCCUUCAAACAA
Molecule: messenger RNA, 4869 nt
Organism: Oncorhynchus tshawytscha (Chinook salmon)
Lineage: Eukaryota; Metazoa; Chordata; Actinopteri; Salmoniformes; Salmonidae
Product: alpha-adducin
Exons: 17
Coding region: 311-3034 (907 amino acids)
Biological process (GO): positive regulation of adherens junction organization; barbed-end actin filament capping; positive regulation of establishment of endothelial barrier
Cellular component (GO): plasma membrane; adherens junction; focal adhesion
Molecular function (GO): actin filament binding
Source: RefSeq, a predicted model, not a curated record